UUAUUCGUGUUGCUAUUAGAAGCCAUUAGAAACACUAUAAAAGGGAGUUUUUCUGUACAAUUGGGCAUAGUUACUUGCCGUGAACCUUGCAUGAAAAAACAAACCGAAACCAUGAGUUGCAUAUACAGACUUGGAUUAUUGGUGAUACUAACAUUUCUUGUACUAAAAGGUCGCAUUUGCAGAGCAGACAAAGUAUCUGCAAAGGUGUGUACUGACGGAGGGUCUGAGUGUAAUACUCUCACACAUUCAACAUGUAACACCACAAGCUUGAAAUGUCAGUGUAAUACUGGAUUUAAGGAAGACAAUACAGAUGGGAGCACAUGCAUAAAAAAGAAAGUAUCCGAAGUAGUGUGUACCAAAGGAGGAAGUGAGUGUACUCCUGUCCAACACUCUGUAUGUGGCACUUCUCUGAAAUGUAAAUGUGACACCGGCUUUGGUGAAGAUACUACUGACGGAAGUACAUGUGUUCAAGGCGCUAACAGUCACAAUCUACAAAGCAAACAGAGAGUAUCUGAAAUUGUGUGUACUAAUGGAGGACAUGAGUGUACUGCUAUCACACACUCUGCAUGUGGCACUUCUCUGAAAUGUAAAUGUGACACUGGCUACCAGGAAGAUACUACUGACGGAACUACAUGUGUUCAGACCACUAACACCCUCAACACAAACCAACAAAGCAAACGAAGAGUAUCUGAAGUUGUCUGUACAGACGGAGGAAAUGAAUGUGCCUCAAUUGUUCAUUCAGCAUGUGACGCUCCAAGUCUAAAGUGUAAAUGUGGGACAACCUACGCCGAAGACAGUACAGAUGGAAGCACAUGUGUUAUGAAGGUAGCUAGCGUUGCUUGCAGUGAAAAUGGGUCCCAAUGUGCCUCUAUUGACCAUGCCGAGUGUGACCUCGCAGCAACAAAGUGCAAAUGCAUUGACGGGUUCAAGAUGACUGCUGACAAAUGUGCUCCCGCAGGAAACACAGGUGUAUUAGCAACUUUGGCAUAUACCGUGCUUGCACUUCCUUUCAUUCUGGCAAUAAAGUUGACGAUGAUGUAAAUUUACAAUUCAGAAGUUUGCAGGUCUAUGAAUGGUUUGAGCACCGGGAUGACUUUUUGAAUCUUCAUAUAUUGUAUGCAAACUUCGUCUUUAUUUUGUUUUUAUUUUUUAAAAGAAGACUGUUUUAGAAAUGUGUGUAAUUUGGAAUACUAUUCUAUUUGAAUUUGAAAUUUAAACAAAGGCGGUAGUAAAAUAAUUUGUCACUUGUUACUUGAUUGUUCUGUUAAUGGUACAGACUAUAUAAAUGUAUUAACUUUAAAUAAACCCAACACCUGUAUAAUUUGCUUGUCUAAAUCUAGGAUUUCCUGUGUUUGAUGAAGAUUAUAAAACAUACGUGACUUAUGAAAAUACAGGAGAUAUGAUGAGAUUUGACAAGAUAUAAAUUACUCCUUCUUAUUACACAGUAGAUGUUUGUAGAUUAGAAAUAAAUUUCAUUAAAAUAUA
Messenger RNA from Ruditapes philippinarum (Manila clam), 1485 nucleotides. RefSeq names its product protein jagged-1a-like. The transcript is spliced from 9 exons. Bases 91 to 1041 code for a protein of 316 amino acids. NCBI's taxonomy places the organism in Eukaryota, Metazoa, Mollusca, Bivalvia, Venerida, Veneridae. The record is from RefSeq and is a predicted model, not a curated record.